This is a messenger RNA of Protopolystoma xenopodis, 783 nucleotides long. The record is from the annotation of a GenBank genome assembly. Lineage: Eukaryota; Metazoa; Platyhelminthes; Monogenea; Polystomatidea; Polystomatidae.
AUGAAUACGAGCUCGAACAUCGUCGAACUCAAUGUCGGAGGCACCCAUUACACGACAACGCAAGAAACAAUUAGAAGUCGUCCCAACUCCAGGCUUGGUCAGUUGAUGCAGGAAGGUUUCUAUCCAUUACGCGAUGGCAACAACCGUCUCUUCAUAGAUCGCGAUGGCCAGUUGUUUCGCUAUAUCCUUGAUUUCUUACGUACAGGUCAGGUGAGUCUACCCCUCGGAUUUAGGGAGCUAGAUCGCCUUCGUCGAGAGGCCAGUUAUUUUCAAUUACCUGAAAUGCUUACCACUUUAGAGAAGAUGACGCCAAUGCUUCCGCAAAGUCCUCAAUUCUUGUCGCCUUCAAUGGCAAUAGCGAGUACCAACAACGCCAGUACAGGUCCAGCUAAUAUGACUGUCGAUGAGCCAUGCUGCAUAACCAUAGGCUACCGAGGAACCUUUGGCUUCGGCAGGGAUGGCGCUUCGGCUGACCUGCGCUUCCGCAAGUUGACACGUAUACUGGUGGCAGGUCGAAUCAGCGCUUGUCAUCGUGUCUUUGGGGAGACAUUAAACGACAGCCGUGAUCCUGAUGUUGGAAACGCAUAUUCCUCACGCUUUUUUCUCAAACACAACAACCUUGAACAAGCAUUUGAUGACCUUUACAGAGCCGGAUUUGUGAUGGUCGGUUGCUGCGGCACGGGAACAAGCGGUAUGAGUCAGGACUCUAAAAUUGUACAGGACCCUGAAGAGACCAGAUGGCAGCACUACAAUGAGUUUAUCUUCAUCAAGCAAUGGCUAUGA